AUGGCGCAACCAGGCUCGUCUGGUGUGCCUGGUCCUGCGGGUCGCCGACUCCAUAUUGCCCAUCGUCGAAGUCCGUCUGAGCUGACGCCGCUCAUGAUGGAACAACUUGCUCUUCAGCAACAGAUUGAAUUGCUCCAACAGCAACAACAGCAGAUCGCUGCUACCCAUCAGCAAUAUGUAAACAUGGGCAUGAUCCAGCAGCCUUUGCAAGGCAUGCCAGGUUACUCCCCCAUCCAAGGGCAACCGAAUAUUGGAGCCAUCUCUCCCAACAACAACAAUUUUCAGUUUCCACAAAUCCAGCAGCAAAUGGGGAUGCCGGCCAAUCCUCCUACUCAGCCUGCUGCUCACCGAAGAAACCAAUCCGCGCUUCCUGGGAUGGCCAUGGGCCCUCCACCAGCUCCCUCCGCUGGAACGGCCGGGUCAGCUUAUGGUGAUUUCAACCAGCAAGCCAUGGGCCAAAACCGUGAGAAUACUGGUGGUCGUGGAAGAGGAGGUUCUUCACAAAGUGGGCAUACUCGACGUCACUCGCUUGCACUUCCCGAGGCAAAGAAGGCCGCUGAACUUGCAGAGAAGAAGCGAACUGCGGCGGGCUUCCAGUUCCCAAUUCCUGGAGGCGGCGGUAUUGCCGAAAGCCCCGUGGCAGCCACCCCCGCAGACGACAAAUCGGCCACACCAACCACUGCACAAGGGCUAGGUUUGCAGCGUGCUGGCAACAUCCGAAGCGUUGGUCACAGUCGCAGUCAGAGCAUGGCUGCCGGAAGUGCUCGAGGCGGAGGAAACGUCGGUCGUGGAGGUGGUACCUUUCAGUUCCCAGCUCCCGCGGGCGCUGAUAGUGGUGCUGCAGGUCCAGGAAAUCAAUCCGAUCUACAACGCCGCGGGAGUCAGAGCAGCCAUACGAGAACAGGCUCCCGGAAUUUUGAGGGCAAUUGGCGCCAGCAGAACAAUCAACAGAACGCCGAACAAGCACAACAACAGAUGGGCCAGUUCGGUCAACCUCAAGGAAUGGGUGCUGGAGGAUUCCAGCCUGGCCAUCGAGGCCGAGGAUCAAUGAAUCAAUCGAUCGGGUCCAUGAGUGGAUUCCAGUAUCCGGGCCAACCGCAACUGGUUCAACUCCCCCAGGGCCAAAUGAUGAUGGCACCUCAGAUGUUUGCGGGCCAACAGGUGAACGCUUUGCAAAUGGCACAGCUCCAGGCUAUGCAAGGUGCCCCGCUUGGUGGACUGCAGGCAAGCCAGCAUGCUCCCCCUCCGAUGGGCCUGCAACAGCAACAGCAGCAGAGAAAGACUCUGUUUACGCCUUAUCUUCCUCAAGCGACCCUUCCUGCAUUGUUGAAUGACGGCCAGUUGGUCGCCGGUAUUCUCAGAGUCAACAAAAAGAACCGUUCCGAUGCCUACGUGACCACCAAUGACCUCGAUGCCGACAUCUUCAUCUGCGGUAGCAAGGAUCGCAACCGAGCGCUUGAAGGUGAUCUGGUCGCUGUCGAGCUGCUGGACGUUGAUGAGGUUUGGGGUCAGAAACGUGAGAAGGAAGAGAAGAAGAAGCGCAAGGACAUUACAGACACCCGCUCAUCUGGCAACAAUCAAAAUGGGAAGAGUGACACCGCCGCGUCGAGCGAUACUCAAUCCAUUGCCCCAGACGGCAGCAUCCGACGACGUGGCAGUCUGCGUCAGCGGCCGACACAAAAGAAGAAUGAUGACGUUGAAGUCGAAGGUCAGAGUUUGCUUCUCAUGGAGGAGGAGGAGAUUAGUGACGAACAGAAACCACUCUAUGCUGGUCACGUUGUGGCCGUCAUCGAACGAGUCGCCGGACAAAUGUUCUCAGGCACUCUUGGUCUCCUGCGGCCCAGUAGCCAGGCUACCAAAGAAAAGCAAGAGGCCGAGAGACAGGCUCGUGAUGGUGGGCAUUCUCGCUCGGAAUCUCGUCAACAAGAUAAGCCAAAGAUUGUCUGGUUCAAGCCGACCGACAAGCGUGUACCCCUUAUUGCCAUUCCAACCGAGCAAGCUCCUCGAGACUUUGUCGACAAGCACAUGGACUACGCCAACAGAAUCUUUGUGGCCUGUAUCAAACGUUGGCCCAUUACGUCUCUGCAUCCGUUCGGUACCCUUGUCGAGCAACUCGGUGAGAUGGGGGAUCUCCGUGUCGAGACGGAUGCUUUGCUUCGCGACAAUAACUUCGGGUCUGAUGAGUUUUCUGACGCUGUCCUGAAGAGCGUCGGAUGGGAUGACUGGUCUUUGAAGGCCGAGAGUGAGGAGACUUUGGCUACCCGCCGUGACCUUCGAAACGAACGCACCUUCACUAUCGACCCUAAUGGUACGAGUGAACUUGACGAUGCUCUCCAUCUCAAACAACUCGGUGACGGAAUGGUUGAACUCGGUAUCCACGUUACCGAUAUCGCGCAUUUUGUAAAAGGGCAUUCAUUGGUCGACCGAGAGGCGAAGAAACGCGGCACUGGCGUCUAUCUCGUGACCCGCGCUGUCAAUAUGUUGCCACCAAAACUCUCUUCUGAAGUUUGCUCCCUCCUACCGGGCGAGGGACGUCUGACUGUCAGUGUAAUCUUCAAGGUCCAUACCAAGAGCGGACAGGUUGAGGGAGAACCUUGGAUUGGAAAGACAAUCAUCCAAAGCUCUGGGAAAUUGGCAUAUGAUGAAGUCGAUGCGGUCAUCAAAGGAAGCGAGAAGAUCGAACUCCAUGGUGCCACCGUCGAGGACAUUAAGAUUCUCCACGACCUGGCCAACAGAUUCCGUGAAGCUCGCUUUGGUCAUCGCUCAGCGAAUAUUGCUCCACUUCGACUACUCUAUCAACUCGAUGAUGAGAAUGUGCCAGUCGAGCAGAACAUUUUCAACACUUCUGCCGCCCACGAAAUCAUGGAAGAGAUUUGUUGCAAGGCAAACUUUUUCGUCGCGCAGAAGAUCUAUGCGGCCAUGCCUGACAAAGCUUUCCUGAGACGACAAGCACCUCCCAAUCCUAGGAGACUUGUUACGUUCGCCGAUCGCAUGACCCGGGCUGGCUACGAAAUCGAUACGACCAGCAGCGGGACCUUGCAAAACAGUCUGUUCAAAGUUGAGGACGCGGAUCUGCGCAAGGGUAUGGAAACUCUCCUGGUCAAGACUCUGCAGCGCGCCAAAUACUACAUUGGUGACCAGCUCGCAGAGGAACAGCGUCAACACUAUGCCUUGAACUUGCCAAUCUACACACAUUUCACCAAUCCUACCCGCCGUUAUGCUGACAUUGUUGUCCACCGCCAACUGGAAUCGGCUCUGUCAGACGGCACAAUCGAAUUCUCGGAAGACUUGGAGAGUCUGGCCAAGACUGCCGAACAAUGCAAUAAUAAGAAAGACUCUGCUCAUUGUGCUCAAGAACAGAGUGUACACAUUGAAUCUUGCCGACUCAUGGACAAAACGAGUCAGGAACUAGGUGGCGAUCUCAUCAGCGAGGGCGUUGUCAUUUGUGUUUACGAAUCAGCAUUCGACGUCCUCAUUCCCGAGUAUGGGUUCGAGAAGCGAGUCCACUGUGAUCAGCUGCCACUAAAGAAGGCAGAAUUCCGGAAGGAGGAAAGAGUGCUUGAACUCUACUGGGAGAAGGGAGUACCAUCAUCGGCGUAUGUCCCUGAGGACGAAAGGCCACGUGCAUCGGCAAGCACCAAAGGUACAAACGGCGCACGCGAUUCAGAGGCCGCGAAAGAGCGUGCCAAAGAACGAUACGAAGCACAGCGAAAGCAAACCGACAGCAAUACCAUGUCGACUGAUGACAUUGAUGCACUCUUCGACGACGAGGAUAGUGCCUCUGAGAUUACGGAGAUGGCUGCCGGAGUGUCUCUUAACACACCUAUUGACCGUCCGACGCAGAGUCUCCCACCAUCUCCAAGUCGUAAUGGAGCAUCAUCUCAUGGACCCACAAGAACACAAUCGGACUCAAAGAUUCUCAAACCCGCCAGCGAAAUUCCCGAAAAUAAUCUGACCGACAAGGAGAAGUAUCGCAGCUACUUCGCCCUUCGCGAAGAAGGUGGUGAAUACAUUCAGGAUGUCACCGAAAUGACUCGAGUACCUGUCAUCUUAAAGACCGAUCUGACCAAGAGUCCUCCAUGCUUAACCAUCCGAUCCAUGAAUCCUUAUGCAUUGUAA
Molecule: messenger RNA, 4119 nt
Organism: Rhinocladiella mackenziei CBS 650.93
Lineage: Eukaryota; Fungi; Ascomycota; Eurotiomycetes; Chaetothyriales; Herpotrichiellaceae
Exons: 2
Coding region: 1-4119 (1372 amino acids)
Biological process (GO): mRNA catabolic process
Cellular component (GO): exosome (RNase complex); P-body
Molecular function (GO): RNA binding; 3'-5'-RNA exonuclease activity
Source: RefSeq, a predicted model, not a curated record